Molecule: messenger RNA, 735 nt
Organism: Plasmodium gonderi
Lineage: Eukaryota; Apicomplexa; Aconoidasida; Haemosporida; Plasmodiidae
Product: variable surface protein
Exons: 2
Coding region: 1-735 (244 amino acids)
Source: RefSeq, a predicted model, not a curated record
AUGAAGUUUUUCAUGAUGCGAAAAGGUGAGCUUAUCUUUUUUUUCAAAAUAUCUGCUUUUUUAAUUUUUUUAUGGAUGAAUCAUUAUAUGAACGAUGUGGUAAGUUCUUCUGUUUUUGAAAGGGAGAGUAACGUACAUAUGAAUAGAAUAAUUGGAAUAGGCAGAUUAUUGGCAAAAAAUGAAAUUCAGAAGAAAUUAAAACAAAACGGAUUGUCUGAAAUAAAUUCUAUUUAUGGGAAAAAUAAGAAAACAAUAAAUGAAGAAUAUUACAAAACUACCUGUAAAAAAAAGGAGGCAUUAAAUCAUUUGGAUGCUUAUAUGCAAACAUAUGAACCUAGAUAUGCUAAAAAGAAAGGAAUAUGGAAGUUUGAUUGUUCUUGUGAAAAAAAAAUAUUCGAUAUAAUGGAUAGAAUUAAUAGACCAAGAAAAAUUUAUAAUGAAACUUUUGAAAAAAAAUUGCGCUCGAAUUACGCACUAAGUUUUAUUAUUACUUCUCUUUUUGUUGUAAUUGUUGUAAUUUUCCCCUUGAUAAAACACAUUGUAGAUUAUUUGACAAAAAACAUGCUUCAAAUUUUUAUGAAACCUGAAUUAUCAAUAAUACGCCCUGUCUUUUUUAUAUUAUUGUCAUUUAUAUUUCUGGAAGCUAUAAUUUACAUAACGAUGAAAAUUAUAAAGUAUGAAAAUUUAAAAAGGAAUACUGGUGGAAUAGAUUCUAGUUUAUAUUGUAAAUUCUAG